This is a messenger RNA of Solea senegalensis (Senegalese sole), 1554 nucleotides long. It is a transcript of the gene hpxa, whose product is annotated as hemopexin a. Bases 23 to 1312 code for a protein of 429 amino acids. The record is from RefSeq and is a predicted model, not a curated record. NCBI's taxonomy places the organism in Eukaryota, Metazoa, Chordata, Actinopteri, Pleuronectiformes, Soleidae. The transcript has 10 exons.
CUGCCUCUCAGGACUGCUCACCAUGAAGCUUCUCACCCAUGUCUUGUGUCUCUGCCUGGCCCUGGCUCUGGCAUGUGCUGAUUCGCAUGAGACACAUGCUUCAGACAUCCCUGACCAUUGUCAUGGUCUUGAGAUGGACGCCGUUGCAGUGGACGAGGAUGGAGUCCCUUACUUUUUCAAGGGCGACCAUCUGCUCAAGGGUUUCCAUGGCAAACCUGAGCUGUUUAAUGAGACCUUUGCCGAGCUGGACGACCAUCACCACCUGAGCCAUGUAGAUGCUGCUUUCCUCAUGCACUAUGAAGAAAGCCAUGACCACGACCACAUGUUUUUCUUCUUGGACGAGAAGGUGUAUAGCUAUCAGAAACACAAGCUGGAAGACGGAUACCCCAAGAACAUUACUGAGGUCUUCCCUGGAAUCCCUGACCACCUGGAUGCUGCCAUUGGAUGUCCCAAAGCUGACUGCGGUGAAGACUCUGUCAUCUUCUUCAAGGAACACGAAAUCUACCACUACAAUGUCAAAACCAAGGCUGUGGAAGAGAAGGAGUUCAAGACCAUGCCAAACUGCACGGCUGCUUUCCGCUUUUUGGGCCACUACUACUGCUUCCAUGGACACUUGUUCUCCAAGUUCGACCCAAAGACUGGUGACGUGCACGGCAAAUACCCCAAAGAGGUGCGCGACUACUUCAUGAGAUGCGCCAAUUACAGUAGCCAUAGCGACGACGUGGAGAGAGAACAGUGCAGCCGCGUUCACCUCGAUGCCAUCACUUCUGACCAUGAUGGAAACAUGUAUGCUUUCAGAGGCCACUAUUUCAUCAGCAGAGAUGCGGGUAACGCCACUCUGAAGGCCGACUCCAUUGAGAACGUCUUCAAGGAGCUGCACAGUGAGGUGGAUGCUGUUUUCACUUACGAGGAUCAGCUUCACAUGAUCAAGGACGACCAUCUAUUUGUUUACAAAGUGGGGGGUGAGCAUCCCGUCCUUAUGGAAGGUUACCCCAAGUCUGUGAAGGAAGAGCUGGGCGUUGAGGGUCACAUUGAUGCUGCAUUUAUCUGUGAGGACCAUCACAUCGCUCACAUCGUCAAAGGUGACCACGUCUAUGACGUGGAAAUGAAGGCCAGCCCUCGCGUUAUCAACAGCGAGCAGCCAAUUGCCCUCUUCAAGACGAUCGAUGCUGCCAAAUGCGACAAAGAUGGAAUUAAAGUGAUUGUAGGCAACCACUACUACACCUUUGAGAGCCUGAAGGUGUUGGCUACUGGCAGGGCCCUGCCCGAGCAGCACAGAGUCUCCCAGGACCUGUUUGGCUGUGAUCACUAGGUUUUAUUCACAGGACUCUGCAGAAUGUCGCACACACCACAGUCAAAUGCCAGUGACACCUGAGUCACCACGUGUUUCACAUAGUUUUUGUUCUUACCUCAAACUAACCCUGUUUUGUUUCUUUCUGCAAAAGUUUUCAUAUUUCAUUACUGUAGUGGACCUCUAUGUAAUUUGAGUUCACAACGUGUUUUUCUGUGAUUCAUUGUGAAUGGCGUCAUUGUGAAUAAAGAGGAGAAUCAGCA